AUGUAUUUCGCUUUAACGACAUUUAUUACAUUAGCAAGAAUCUUGCUAAUUAAAGACGCCCUCGAUAAUGCGCAAGAAUGUGAAGAAGAUUUAGUAGUAAUAGUGAGUUCGUUAAAGAUAGGUUGGGUAACCAGUUUUAUUGGUCGAAGCACUUUGACUGGAACCAGUACCUUAUCCAGAAAGUGUGGAACUUUUGCAGCUGUUACCAAGGAAUCUUCUGGUUCACAUAUACAGAGUGUGCCAGCGAAAGCUGCGUUUGCGAGAGAGAAGGAAACUGAGGAAAAGGCUU
This is a messenger RNA of Funneliformis mosseae, 289 nucleotides long. The record is from the annotation of a GenBank genome assembly. NCBI's taxonomy places the organism in Eukaryota, Fungi, Glomeromycota, Glomeromycetes, Glomerales, Glomeraceae.